Aphis gossypii (cotton aphid) is the source of this 899-nucleotide messenger RNA. RefSeq names its product multiple coagulation factor deficiency protein 2 homolog. NCBI's taxonomy places the organism in Eukaryota, Metazoa, Arthropoda, Insecta, Hemiptera, Aphididae. The transcript is spliced from 5 exons. Gene Ontology annotation, molecular function: calcium ion binding. The record is from RefSeq and is a predicted model, not a curated record. The coding region runs from base 214 to 870 and encodes 218 amino acids.
UCUGAAUUCUAAAUGUUGUUAUGACAUGGCUUAAAACGAUAUUGUUCGAUAAAAUUAUGUAAGUUGUCGACAGUAUAACUUACAGAAGACGGCACAUUUCAAGUAUAGAAGAAAAUAAAAAAUUACCUCAAAUUUUUAUGCACAAAAUCACCAUAUUUGUUCAUAUUUCAUGGUAAUCAACGUUUGAAGUGUACAUGUGUAUUUCUAUCAAAAAUGAUUUCCAAGACGCUUUUAGUUACUUUUCCUAUUCUUAUAGUCCUGUGUCAUAAAUCAUGGGCAGAAUACGCAGCACCGCCAGGUGUAAAUCCACAACUGUAUCUACAACAGCAACAAGUACCUAUUAAACAUUUACCUCCACAACAAAAUUUUCCUCAACAAGCACCUUACCAACAACCGCCACCACCACCUCAGCAGCAGCAACAGCAACAGCAACAACAACAAAAGCCGAGUCAUGGCCACAGUUCCCAAGGACAUCAUCCUCAUACUCAACAAGUAUUACACAAUUCAAACUUAGCAGAAGAAAGCGAGCAUAUAAAAAAACAUUUGGAUCUACCAACAUUAGAUACAAGCAAAAUGUCUGAACAAGAAUUACAAUUUCAUUAUUUUAAAAUGCAUGAUGCAGAUAACAAUAAUAAAUUAGAUGGAUGUGAACUUAUCAAAUCACUUAUACAUUGGCAUGUUCAAGGUGGUCAUGAUCCCGCAGCAGGUGGAGCACCUCCUCAAGAAAAAAUAUUUACCGAUGAAGAAUUGAUGCAGUUAAUUGAUCCUAUAUUAACUAUGGAUGACACAGAUUUUGAUGGGUUUAUAGAUUAUCCAGAAUUUGUUAUUGCUCAAAAUAAAGCAAGCAGUACUCAGAAACAAUCAGCAUAAGAAAAUAAACAUAAUAUUUAUAAAUUAAA